Ricinus communis (castor bean) is the source of this 2463-nucleotide messenger RNA. Its product is annotated as probable metal-nicotianamine transporter YSL6. The transcript is spliced from 7 exons. Gene Ontology annotation, cellular component: vacuolar membrane. Lineage: Eukaryota; Viridiplantae; Streptophyta; Magnoliopsida; Malpighiales; Euphorbiaceae. The record is from RefSeq and is a predicted model, not a curated record. Bases 162 to 2186 code for a protein of 674 amino acids. Gene Ontology annotation, molecular function: oligopeptide transmembrane transporter activity.
GGCAAUUCCUUAUUACACCUACAUAACUACCAAUUACCAAUCAUCACUCUCCUAUCCUUUGUUCUUUUCAACCAACUUUCAAUUUCAACUCUUUAACCUUUCUUUUCCUUUCCUUUUCCAUAAAAUUCCCCUCCUAAUCCAAUCCAAUUCAAACACUUCCCAUGGGUACCGAGAUAUCGGAGCCUUUGCUUCUUCCCCCAGAUUCCAGCAGCAAAAGCGAUGUCGUUGAUACAGAUACAGAACAUAUUCCUGAAUGGAAGGAUCAGAUCACAAUUAGAGGGCUCCUAGUGAGCGCUCUAUUGGGUACCCUUUUUUGUAUCAUAACCCACAAGCUCAAUCUCACUGUCGGUAUCAUCCCCUCUUUGAAUGUAGCUGCUGGUUUGCUUGGGUUCUUUUUUGUGAAGUCGUGGGUUGGUUUCUUAUCCAAAUUGGGUUUUGCUAUUGCACCCUUUACCAAGCAGGAGAAUACUGUUAUACAGACAUGUGUUGUUGCUUGUUAUGGCCUUGCUUUUAGCGGUGGAUUUGGAUCUUAUUUGCUUGCAAUGGAUAACAAUACAUAUGAAUUGAUUGGAUCUGACUAUCCUGGUAACAGGAUUGAAGAUGUUAAGAAUCCUGAAUUGUCUUGGAUGAUUGGCUUUAUGUUUGUUGUCAGUUUCUUGGGACUUUUUAGCCUCGUUCCUCUUCGCAAGGUUAUGGUGAUGGAUUAUAAGCUUACAUAUCCUAGUGGAACUGCCACUGCAAUGUUGAUUAAUAGCUUUCACACUAACACAGGAGCUGAGCUUGCAGGGAAACAAGUCUCCUGUCUUGGCAAGUACUUAAGCAUAAGUUUAAUUUGGAGCUGCUUUAAGUGGUUCUUCAGUGGUAUUGGGGAUUCAUGCGGAUUUGAUAAUUUUCCCAGCUUUGGUUUGACACUUUUCAAAAAUACGUUUUAUUUUGACUUUAGUCCAACAUAUGUCGGAUGUGGUCUUAUUUGCCCUCACAUAGUGAAUUGCUCUGUUCUUCUUGGGGCUAUCAUAUCAUGGGGUUUUCUGUGGCCCUUCAUCUCCCAACAUGCUGGGGACUGGUAUCCAGCUGACUUGGGUAGUAAUGAUUUUAAGGGUCUUUAUGGAUACAAGGUAUUUAUAGCCAUUUCCCUUAUUCUUGGAGAUGGGCUUUACAAUUUGAUCAAGAUUAUAGCCAUAACUUUUAAGGAAAUGUGCAACAAAAGCACCAAAGAGAACCACCUGCCUACUGUGAGAGAGAUUGAAGCAGACGAUGAGACUUCCAAAUUGCUACUGGAACAGAAAAAACGAGACCAUGUAUUUCUGAAAGACAGGAUACCCUCCUGGGUUGCAGCUUCUGGAUAUGUGGGACUGGCUGCCAUAUCAACAGCAACAAUUCCUAUCAUUUUUCCACCCCUCAAGUGGUAUUUGGUUCUCACUUCAUACAUUAUUGCUCCUGCCCUUGCCUUCUGCAACUCCUAUGGAACCGGGCUAACGGACUGGAGUCUGUCAUCAACCUACGGAAAAAUUGGUCUUUUCAUCAUUGCCUCAUUGGUUGGAACUGAUGGUGGGGUUGUAGCUGGAUUAGCAGCUUGUGGGGUGAUGAUGUCAAUUGUAUCCACUGCAGCUGAUCUCAUGCAGGAUUUCAAGACUGGUUACCUUACUCUAUCAUCAGCCAAGUCAAUGUUUGUGAGCCAGUUGGUAGGCACAGCUAUGGGCUGUGUUAUAGCCCCACUAACAUUUUGGAUGUAUUGGACUGCCUUCGAUAUUGGAGCACCUGAUGGUCCAUAUAAAGCUCCAUAUGCUGUAAUAUUUAGGGAGAUGGCCAUAUUAGGUAUUGAAGGUUUCUCUGAGCUGCCCAAACAUUGCCUGGCUAUGUGUUGCGGAUUCUUUAUAGCCGCUUUGGUUAUAAAUCUUUUGAGGGAUGUGAUACCUAAGAGGAUCUCACAAUAUAUCCCUAUUCCAAUGGCUAUGGCAGUCCCGUUUUAUAUCGGAGCUUACUUUGCAAUUGACAUGUUUGUUGGGACAGUGGUAUUGUACAUCUGGGAGAGAAUAAAUCGGAAGGAUGCAGAAGAUUAUGCUGGAGCAGUUGCAUCAGGUUUAAUAUGUGGCGACGGAAUCUGGACAAUACCAUCUGCAGUUCUCUCCAUUUUCAGGAUCAAUCCACCAAUUUGCAUGUACUUUGGUCCUUCAUUGAGUAGCUGAGCAGCAGGGUAAAUGCUGUCUCUCUUGUAAAUACAUGUCAUGUCAUUUGAAGUGUACUAUUCAUUGAAUUCUGUAAAUGUGUUUGUGGGUUUUGAUUAUUUAUAUAUCGACCAUGGACUGGAAUGAGGAAAAAAGAAAAGAGAAGUGAAGUGUAUAUAAAACUCUCAUCACUUCCUGUUACAAGACCGAGAAGUGUUGAGAUUCAACAGCAGAAUCCUGGGAGCAGUAGUCUCCUGUCCUGUAUUUUGACACGAGACUAAAGCUUCCAUUAUCAUCA